Messenger RNA from Rhineura floridana, 3325 nucleotides. It is a transcript of the gene ZBBX, whose product is annotated as zinc finger B-box domain containing. The transcript is spliced from 22 exons. The record is from RefSeq and is a predicted model, not a curated record. Bases 516 to 3032 code for a protein of 838 amino acids. Gene Ontology annotation, molecular function: zinc ion binding. Gene Ontology annotation, cellular component: motile cilium. Lineage: Eukaryota; Metazoa; Chordata; Lepidosauria; Squamata; Rhineuridae. Gene Ontology annotation, biological process: cilium movement.
AUUCAUGAGAGCAAAUGUAAACAGCUGACCCUCUCAGAAUUUAGGCCUCUUGAGCUUCUUUCAUGGGGAAAGGAGAGUGGAAGAAAAUGUACAAAGUGAAUUAUAGCUUAAGGCCGCAAUCUUACACUCAUUCACUUACCUGGGAGGAAAAUCAAUUGAACUGAGUUUUACUUCUUAGUAUGCACGUAUAGGGUUGCGCUGUAUAUUGGGUGGGCAGAUGAAAAGAAAAAGACAAAAAACUUACUUCUGAGUAGACACAUAUGGAAUUGCAUUGUUAAGGUGCUUCCAGCUGCUGUAAAAAUACCAAUGAAGAUCAGGCACCCCGAUAUGUGCCUCAACAUCUUGGCUGAAUUGUUUUAAACUGCUACCGCCCAGCUGCUUUGAACUUGCUUCGCUGUUGCAGAAUACUAACUUCAGUUUCUAAGAUGUUUGUGUUAAGCCACUAAUCUUAAAAGGCAAGAUUUCAAGCCUGAACAAUUUGUCCGAUUGCUGUAAUCUUUUGAGAAUUGACAAUCAUGAACAUCAAUGACUUUGUGAUACUCCCUGGCUCAAAAACUGGAGUCUCUGUAAAACUGAAAGCAAAAAGUGUACGAGAGCUGCAGUUGGAGAAGGUUCAGCUGGAACUUGAAAAUAAGGAGAUGGAGAAGAAACUACAGCAACUGCAAUCAAAUAUGAGCAGAGAAAAACAAGAGAGAGAACGAGCAAAUGGAUAUCGCUGGAAAUCGGGCCAAGCUGGACUGGGCAUGCAGCCCCAACUGUUGUUGCAGAACAAAGAAAAUGUUGGAAAGGUUUCUUCAGGCAAAAUAAAACUGAGAGUACUCAAAGAACAAGUUCAAGCUCCAGAGCCAGCUAAACAGCCACUUGCACGUAAAGUCGCCAGUGAUGCAGCUGCUGAGAAGCCGAAAGUUAAGGGAAAGGCAUGUGGGCAGUGUGAGACAAAGGCUGCAUUGCUGGUGUGCUUAGAAUGUGGAGAAGAUUACUGUCCUAGCUGCUUUGCCAGACUGCACCAGAAGGGGGCACUUAAGCUCCACAGAACAACUUCUUUGCAGGCAAAAGCACACAUCCCAGUUGGGAAACUGGAGGCUGCUCAGCAGUUCCUGAAAACAAUAAAUCCCAAGGAAUCCAAUGGCUGGAUAAAUAAUGGACAGAAGAAGGAAAUUAAUAAUAUAUUAGCUGAUACAUUAGACAUUCCUUCACCUUUACCAAAAAUGCCAGCACAUAUUUUUGAGGAAGCUUCUACAGAAUCUUCUACAGAGGUUAGGUCUGAGAGCCAGAGUGGUGGGUCCUUACUGCGUGGUGCAUUUGACGAAGAAAUAUCUGCAAAGUCCUUUCAGGAUGCUCUAAAUCAAUGGAGAAGUGGAAAUUUCUCUCAAAAAUCUAAGGAAGAAUGUUCUUGUCAGGUUGGGUCAGAAAAUACAGGUACUUGUCAGGUGCAGACAAGUCCACCAGUUGUGAAAAAACCUGUUGAAAUUGAAUUCAAAGAAGAUGGCCUGAAUUACAUGGAAAGAUUAUUGAUUAAGAAGCAUAGAAGAACUCCAGUUGAUAAAUUACCAGAUAGUAUUAUAACAGAAGAACUGAAACUUGAAAGAUCAUUGAUAAAUGAAACUCACAAUUCUUGGGUUGGAGAAGAGGAAGAGGCGGAGAAAGAUGACGAUGAUGUAGCAGCUGCUCGUUUUGCAGCUAAAGAGAUGAGAAAAUAUUGGACCAAUGUUUUCAUCCAAGAAGAGCCUGAGGCAGUUCUUGCAAAUGACGAACCCUCUCUGAAGAUCGAGAUCCUUGAAGAUGAUUGCAAAGAGGAGCCAGAAGAGUCUGCUAAAUUUGUGGUGACAGAAGCUGGAUCUGAUGAGCUGAUUGAUUAUAGUGCUCCCAUGUCAGAAAAUCAGAAAACUGAACUUGACAUUUUCUUGGCACAACCUGGCACGAUCAGCACAAGGUCACCGCUUUCUUCUGCGGUUGACAAAGAAAAGUGUUUAACUUUCUUUCAUAAUAAACACGAAGAAAAUCCUAGAGUGUGGAGACUGUGGAACUCUCCCCUCCUUAGAGCAGAGACCGAAGGAGCUGAUGCUGCCUGGGGCCAUUCCAGUGCAGAAGAAAUGGUCCCUCACUCCCCUCGUAAAAGAGCUGUAGCAAAAGGAAAAGACCCUAAGACAAAGAGUAGCUCUCACAUGUCAUCUGAGCUGGCCAAACUGGCUCCGAAUGAACCUUUCCCAGUGGUGUCCCCGGAACUGAAGGAAGCUUUGCCAGUCACUCCCAAGUCUUCAGUGUUGUUACAGGAAGUAGCCCUGAGAGAGAAACCUAUUUGUACCCCAUAUCGAGGACUUGAGAGAUUCUUUACAAUGGAUUCAAGCUGUCAGCAAGUUAUGAUGGAACUGUUUCCUUCACCACGUACAGCCAGGCAGUCUCCAAGCAGUAGCAUUUCAUUUUCAGGGGCUGAGAAGUGGAUGACACAGUUCAGCUUAAGUGAAUGUGCUGAUGAGUCUAUAGUGCAAGACGUCUUGAAAAGAGAGCUUGGCAGACCAACAAGCAGAUUGGGAAGGCAAAGCCCAGGUCCAAGAGCUUCUCAGUUCAUGUUGUCCAUGGAAAAUGCUUCUCCAAGACCCUUUUCUGCAAAUAUUCCCUUUUGCAGAACCAUCACGCCCACACCACGCCCUUCUUCAGUUCUUCAGAUAGGAUCCAAAAGCUCAGUUACCUGGCCUUUAUCUCGAGCAGCUUCUGAAAUUUCAGAAAUUGAAGGCAUUGAUGACACCGAACAUGAUGAUCCAUUCUUGGAGUAUAGUACUGAUCAACAAGCCUUAGCUGAUUUAGAAGAGGAAUUGCAAAGUAAUGCGGAUCCUUGCGAAAAAUUCAGUGGCUUAAACUCUGGAGACUUCAAUAGACAUUCAAAGAUGACAUGUCAAUAUCUUCCUGAUUUCCUUAAUAGCCGUGAAAUAAAAGACUACAGUAAAGGUGAUACUAUAAGAGUUUAUGAUGAAAGUUAUACAGAUGAUGAGGAAGACCAGAGGGACAAGCAGCAGGUGAUAGAACUACACUGAUCAAAAACACACACAGAGGAAUCCGACGUGAUGCACUCUUCUGUUACAAUCCAUAUAAAAUCAUCAGGCUAAGGGGCUUAUCCCCCAAGUAUGACGGAUUAACUGAGCAGAUGAGAACACAAAUCUCAAAUAAAGUGUAUGUUGAUACUGAAAAACAAACAGAAAAAGAGUCUGAGCUUUUUCCUGUUUCAGUAUGCCAGUGAGUUCUCCUUAUAUAUUUAUCAAAGCAUGUAUACCUUGCUCUUUGGCCAGGAAAGCUCCCAGAGUGGCUUACAAAUCCGUAAAAAUAAAAC